CAAACAGAAUAUCCACACAAUUAACUCAAUACUUUCUUUAAUAUACAAAAAGCUAAGCACAACAAAAGCCAAUGGCAAUCAAAUCCAAGACUUCAACUAUUGCGUCACCUUCUUACGUCGAUUUUGAACCUUAUUGUGAAUGGAAGAAAGAUGACGGAGUUGAAACCUUAGUCUUCCAUCUCCCUGAUUUCAAAAGAGAUCAACUCAGAGUUCAAGUUAAUAAUCUUGGAGUUAUCAAAGUAAGCGGAGAGAGGCAGACAACUGCAGAUGGAACCCAAAGAAGCCGCUUCCUCAAGGAAACCAAGAUUCCACAAGGCUGCGAAAUAAAUGACAUUCGAGCAAAAUUCAGUGGUGGCCACCUUCAUGUUGUCAUGCCGAUAAAAGCCGCUCCCCCUGUGCAGCAGCAGCAAAAGCCAAAGCCAGAGAUAACAUCAUCAAGUGCUCCAGAAUCAGAGAUUACACAAAAGCCGAAAGCAGAGGCCCUGGCUCCUAACGGUGACAAUCUAAAGGCUUCAAGUUCUGAAAAUGGUAAAGCAGGAGGAACAAGUACUAUUUAUGAUAACAUAUUUGGAAAUGGAAGCUACUCCCAAGGAAGAUUGCAAGUGCAGAAGAAGGUUGCCGUGAGUUUAGGAGUUGCAGUUGCAGCAAUGGUGGCGAUUGGAGCCUUUGUGGCUUAUAAAUAUGGAUCUAGCCCUCCUCCUUCACAUAUUGAGGAGUAAGGCCUAAGUUAGCCUCGUCUUACAUUGUGUCCCGCUCUAUGUGUUUAUAUGUUGGUCUUUAAGAAAUUGUAUUCUUCAUCAAGUGUAUAGAUAAGUUCAUGCAUGACAAGAAUGCUUCAAAUAA
Beta vulgaris subsp. vulgaris (sugar beet) is the source of this 843-nucleotide messenger RNA. Its product is annotated as 22.0 kDa heat shock protein. The coding region runs from base 72 to 719 and encodes 215 amino acids. Lineage: Eukaryota; Viridiplantae; Streptophyta; Magnoliopsida; Caryophyllales; Amaranthaceae. The transcript is spliced from 2 exons. The record is from RefSeq and is a predicted model, not a curated record.